AUGGUGGAAGAUCCGUCAACCAAGAGAUAUCAACCGCGCAAUUAUCUUGAGCUUUUGGAAAGAAGGGUAGCAUAUCUCGAGCAGAUUUUGAAGCAAUCUCGCCCAGAUCUGGCCGAUGACCAUCUGUUGGAAGAUAACGCUGUUCGACCGGAAGCUCAAUCCCCCACAUCGACGAUACCUACACAAUCCGUCGAACCUCAAUAUACCGAAUUCAGAGAUGACGAUGAGCAUGAUCGACUUGACGACUUGGCCUCCCAGGUUGGGUUGCUCAGUCUCAAUGCAGCGGGGGCGGAACCACACUACCUGGGUUCGUCAUCAACCUUUGCUUUCUCCAGAGUAAUCAACUCGUCACUCCGCCAGGUGGUUCUCCGAAAGCCCAGCAGUGAGACCACAGGCAUCCCAAAUCAGGAGGGCUCGGCAACCUUGCCUACACCAUGUUUAUUGCCCACGAAUGAAACAGCUAUCCGACUCAGCAACGCCUAUUUUCAAAAUGUUCACUCUCAAUACCCUUUCUUACAUGAGCCGACAUUCAGAUCAUGGGAGGCAACGCUUGCAAGCGCGUCCUCAGGAUUUAACAGCCUUAUCUCUAACCCUGUCGCUUUAUUCUUUCUGAAUAUGGUUUAUGCUAUUGGCGCUUUGCUUUUGCCGAGCUCGGAGGAGUACUCUGCAGAGCGAUUAUAUAUCUCGGCACAGCUAUACGUUGAUCAUAUAUUGUCGCGUGACAACCUUGAAGCAAUACAAGCGAUACUAUGUUGUGCAGUAUAUUCGGUUCGAUCAUCUAUCGGCACAUCACAUUGGAAGCUGGCUGGACUGGCCCUACGCCAAUGCAUCGACCUUGGUUACCACCGAGAUGCUAGACGGUUAAGAUCAGCUACAGCAGACCCAUUACAGAUGGAGUUACGGAAGAGGGUAUUCUGGUGUGCUUAUGUGAUGGAAUGUCAGGCUGCCGUCAUGCUGGGUCGACCGCUGGGUCUACCUUAUCAAGAGGUUGACGCUGAGUACCCUAUGGACAUCGAUGACUCCUACAUCACCAACUCUGGAAUAUACGGUACUCCACGGACGUCAUCAUCUGAGCCGCCAACAAGUAUGACAAAAGCCAUCCUUACCUUCCGCAUUCGGCGCCUUUUGGGUCAGAUCCAUACCUCGAUUUACUCAAAAGUCGCCCCGUGCAGCUCCACCCAAGAUGCACAGCAGAAGUGUAUUGACCAUCUGAGAAACGAGCUGGAGCAAUGGCGAGCGUCAAUUCCUCCGGAGGCCCCGGAGACGGGCCAGACACUUGCACUGUUCACAACCCCUGACUGGUUCAGACUCGAAUAUGACUAUACUCUGCUACAACUUUAUCGGGUUCAAAUCACUGAUCAUAAAGACGAAACACCAGACAGCGUUUUUAUUGACUGUUUAGAAGCCGCUGAGCACCAACAAGCUACACGUGGGCGGCACUCCAUGAGUUGUUCCUCGCAGGGUUGA
Capronia coronata CBS 617.96 is the source of this 1467-nucleotide messenger RNA. RefSeq lists its product as uncharacterized. The transcript has 6 exons. Gene Ontology annotation, molecular function: DNA-binding transcription factor activity, RNA polymerase II-specific; zinc ion binding; sequence-specific DNA binding. The record is from RefSeq and is a predicted model, not a curated record. Gene Ontology annotation, biological process: DNA-templated transcription; positive regulation of transcription by RNA polymerase II. Lineage: Eukaryota; Fungi; Ascomycota; Eurotiomycetes; Chaetothyriales; Herpotrichiellaceae. Bases 1 to 1467 code for a protein of 488 amino acids.